CGGCGGGCGGGCGCGGGGAGCGGGGCCGCGCUCCCGGGCCGCGCUCGGGACUUUGGGAGCGCUCCGGUGCGGGGCCCGCGGCCGGGGCCGGGUGGGCGGCCGCGGCUCGCAGAUGUCAAAAUUGACCUGGACUACUUGGGAAUGGCGAAACGUAGCCCUGGGAUCCUGCCAUGAACACUGCUGAGUGCAUGCCUGGGAAGGUGCAACUGGCACCAGGUGCAUGAAGAACAGAGAAGAUAUUUCCGCUUAUCAGAGAUGAUGUGGAGAGACUCUUUGGCAGUUACUAACCUCAGCGGCAUGGAUCAUUCUGUGCUCAGAGGCGAGGUGUCAGCAGUGCUUCAUGACAGAGUGAGAAGAAAUGGUUACUGAAAAGCUGAUAGCUUGGUAGCUGAAGCAUGUGUUGUGUGAAGAAGCAUUUCCUCUAUUUUUUUCACCAGACAUCUGCCAGUUUCAUGCUGUUAAGUCCAGUCUACAAGUUAUAUCUUGCACAGAAGCCACUUCACAGGUUUGCUCGUCCUUUCCAUUCUGUCUUUUCCAGUACCUCUGCUGUAUCUGUUGAGAUGGGGACAAAGAGGAGAAUCGCUCAUACCUCAAACAAGCUCAAAAGAAGAAUGUUCAGAGGAUGACAAGUGUAUUCUGAGUAGUACCGUGGUGACAACAUGCCAUUGAAAUGGAAAACGAGCUCUCCUGCUAUCUGGAAAUUCCCAGUUCCUGUGCUUAAAACAUCCAGGUCAUCGCCACUUUCUCCAGCAUACAUAUCUCUGGUGGAAGAGGAGGAUCCUCAUAUGAAAGUAUCUCUUGGUAGCAGCGAUAUGGGCGUCUCUGCCCAUCUACAGUCUUCGAAGACAGGGACCACAAGAUUUUUCACCAGCAAUACUCACAGUUCUGUGGUAUUACAGGGUUUUGACCAGCUGCGAGUGGAAGGUUUGCUUUGUGAUGUGACGCUUGUUCCAGGAGAUGGUGAUGAAGUGUUUCCUGUUCACAGAGCAAUGAUGGCUUCUGCAAGUGAUUACUUCAAGGCUAUGUUCACAGGAGGAAUGAAGGAACAGGACUUAAUGUGCAUUAAGCUUCAUGGUGUGAACAAAAUAGGCCUAAAGAAGAUCAUUGAUUUCAUUUAUACCGCAAAACUUUCCCUUAACAUGGACAAUCUUCAGGACACUCUGGAAGCUGCUAGCUUUUUGCAGAUUUUACCUGUUUUGGACUUCUGUAAAGUGUUUCUUAUCUCUGGGGUUUCAUUGGAAAACUGUGUUGAGGUUGGGCGAAUUGCCAACACAUACAAUCUCACAGAAGUGGAUAAAUAUGUUAAUAAUUUCAUCCUGAAGAACUUCCCUGCAUUAUUAAGUACUGGUGAAUUUGUGAAACUCCCCUUUGAACGUCUUGCCUUUGUGCUUUCAAGUAAUAGCCUUAAGCACUGCACUGAACUUGAACUCUUCAAGGCGGCUUGUCGCUGGCUGCGGUAUGAGGAGCCUCGGAUGGAGUAUGCUGCAAAGCUAAUGAAGAACAUCAGAUUUCCCUUGAUGACGCCCCAGGAUCUUAUUAAUUAUGUUCAAACAGUGGACUUCAUGAGAACUGACAAUACCUGUGUAAACUUGCUUUUGGAAGCCAGCAAUUACCAAAUGAUGCCAUACAUGCAACCGGUUAUGCAGUCGGAGAGAACUGCCAUUCGAUCAGACAGUACUCACUUGGUAACGUUGGGGGGAGUGCUGAGGCAGCAACUGGUUGUGAGCAAAGAAUUACGGAUGUAUGAUGAAAAGGCCCAUGAAUGGAAAUCGCUAGCUCCCAUGGAUGCACCAAGGUACCAGCAUGGCAUUGCUGUGAUUGGAAACUUUCUUUAUGUAGUUGGUGGCCAGAGCAAUUACGACACAAAAGGAAAGACAGCAGUUGAUACGGUCUUCAGAUUUGAUCCUCGCUAUAACAAGUGGAUGCAAGUCGCAUCGUUAAAUGAGAAGCGUACCUUCUUCCACCUAAGUGCCCUCAAAGGACAUUUGUAUGCAGUUGGUGGUCGAAAUGCAGCGGGCGAGCUAGCCACUGUGGAAUGCUAUAAUCCCAGAAUGAACGAAUGGAGCUAUGUUGCAAAAAUGAAUGAACCGCACUAUGGUCAUGCUGGAACCGUGUAUGGAGGUUUAAUGUAUAUUUCAGGUGGAAUUACACAUGAUACUUUUCAAAAGGAACUUAUGUGUUUUGACCCUGACACAGACAAAUGGACUCAGAAAGCUCCGAUGACAACCGUCAGAGGUCUGCAUUGCAUGUGUACUGUAGGAGACAAGCUUUAUGUUAUUGGUGGAAAUCACUUUAGAGGAACAAGUGAUUAUGAUGAUGUUCUAAGCUGUGAAUAUUAUUCACCAACUCUAGACCAAUGGACUCCAAUUGCUGCCAUGUUACGUGGGCAAAGUGAUGUUGGGGUGGCUGUCUUUGAAAAUAAAAUCUAUGUUGUUGGAGGAUAUUCUUGGAAUAACCGGUGUAUGGUGGAAAUAGUUCAGAAAUAUGAUCCAGAAAAAGAUGAGUGGCAUAAAGUAUUUGACCUUCCAGAAUCACUUGGUGGCAUUCGAGCCUGCACUCUUACUGUUUUCCCACCAGAGGACAAUACAGGGUCACCAUCUAGAGAAUCUCCUCUUUCAGCACCUUAGAAACAUCCCUUGACUUACGAUGUUGUAGUAACACCUUUGCACUGCAUCAUGGAGUCUAUUAUUUUUCUUCAGUAGUUUCUGUUAGGCUUAGCCUACAGCAUUUGGUACAAUUACUGGAAAAAAAAGACUUUGACAUUAUUUGUGCUGUUUGUCUGGCCUAGAAUGUUUGUCAAGUGGUUAACAAAAAAAAUGUACUCACAUGAGCCAAAUGUUUAACAAAUGGGAAGAUAUUGUCUGUAAAAUGUGUGAAUUAGGUACGUUAUUAAUGUUGUGUAUUGGGUGUGAGGUACCUUACAACUUAAUUUGGAAGCCCAGUGAGUCACAUUUGAAGACUUUGUAUUGAACUCAUUCUUUCACUAAAUUUCAUAAUUAAAAUCCAUUUUCCUUUCAUUUUUAACUGCAGAUUACAAAGGGAGGUAGACUACAUCAAUGUUAGCUAUGACAGAAGGUUGCCAAGGGGCCUGAGCUACCUCCCUCUUUUCACAGAGUAUUUUUGACAUAUCUGUUUACCAACCUGACGUUGUGGGUUUGUUCAGAGCGUACAAAGUUUCUUAGGCAGAGGGGAGAAAUAAUUUAAAAAUAUUAGUACUAUACAGGAAUUGGACCUUGUAGAGGCUGAGGGUUUUUUAUAACAUGAGUGUUUUUCCUGAGUCAGUUGAGUGAUGCUUCAAACACAAGAUUUAAAAUAUUUGGGUAUUUUUAAUUCACGUCUUUUCAGGAAUUGGCUUCCGCCUACAUGGGGGCACACACUAUAUCAAAUGGGAAUUCAGUGCAGUUGUAUAUUCUGUUGUGCACCUGUACUGAAUAUAGUUAGAUAAGGGCUAGAAACAUUAACUUAAGCCACUGAAUUUGACCGAAAUUUUCCAUCAGUUUAAAUUUAAUCUUUUUCUCCUUUGCUGUUGAGAUAACUUGCAUAAUGUGUCCUCUGUAUAGUCUCAGUUAAUAAGGUUAUUUAGCACAAAGUGCAGCUUCAGCAGGAGAGCUGCUUUUGCUCAGUGAACUUGGACUACCACAUUUUACCUUCUUUUGUUCAAUAAAACUUUUAACUGCA
This is a messenger RNA of Cygnus atratus (black swan), 3678 nucleotides long. It is a transcript of the gene KLHL13, whose product is annotated as kelch like family member 13. The coding region runs from base 660 to 2627 and encodes 655 amino acids. Gene Ontology annotation, molecular function: cullin family protein binding; ubiquitin-protein transferase activity. Lineage: Eukaryota; Metazoa; Chordata; Aves; Anseriformes; Anatidae. Gene Ontology annotation, biological process: protein ubiquitination; regulation of cytokinesis. The record is from RefSeq and is a predicted model, not a curated record. The transcript has 15 exons. Gene Ontology annotation, cellular component: Cul3-RING ubiquitin ligase complex.